GGAAGUAAAACUCUUGAUGCAUAUUGUUUUGCUUCUAAUUUAAACUCUCCCUUUACGGGGUUACUUGGAAUUUGAAUUGGUUUGCCAAAUCGGACUGGCUAUUAGGGACGCACUUAACCCUAUUAUGCAUUUGGGGUAGAGGAGGUUUGAUCCCUUGAAUGGGGAAUUCAAAUUGUUUGUGUUUCUAACCAAAGUUGGUGACUUAAAGGAUUAAUAUUAGGAAAAAUUGGUGAUAAAUCCAAAGAGGGGAGCACAUGGUGGGGCAUUAAGGACAUGGUCGGAUCUUUUGUGGUCAAGAGGACAAGUUUUUUUUGUUCUUGUUGGGUGAAAAGGACAUUUGUGACAGUUUAAGCCUUGCACUUUUUCUAUUUGUAGUUUCUCUCCAUUCUCAAACACCACCGUCGACCACCGCUGCGCAGCAGCAGCGGUGGUGGACAGAUAGGUAUGGGUAAUAUGGUCUUUCAUAUUGUUUUUGUUCUUAUGGCCCCAAAAGUUUCAGAAUUAGACCUUUGGCCCAAGUGCCCUUAAUAUUAUUUGGGUUAGUUCUUAAGAGUACAAGAAAUUUUAAUUUAAAAAUGAAGCUUAAGGUAAGAACUAAAAUGCAAGAAAAGGGAUGGCUUCCAUGUUUUAAACCCCUUAUCUCCUCUCCUUACACUGGUAUUAAUCAUGACCAAAAUGAUGCCAAAACAGAGUAUUAUUGGUCUUUGUGCCAGGUUGAAGUCUGUCAUAUGUAUAACAGAGUUCUCUUUAAUAAAAUAAAUACAAUUUUUUAUUAAUUUGGUGACAAUCUCGUGGUGCAGAUAUGCAAUGACUGGACAAUUGACACAGAAGAGUGACGUGUAUAGCUUCGGGGUGGUUCUGCUAGAGCUUAUAACAGGCCGCAAGCCUGUUGAUCACACUAUGCCUCGUGGACAACAGAGUCUUGUUACUUGGGUGCGCUUCUCUUUUUGUGCCUGCUUUCUGAACUAUCCUCCCACCCAUAUAUAUAUAUAUAUAUAUUCUGCUCAUUUAUUGGUUUUCUUUUUCUUGCAACCAAGUGAUCAUACCCAAUUUUAUGCUGUAGUUGAUAUUGCACAUGGUAAUUGGAUUCUAGGAGAUUUCUGGGAAAGAAGUUCUGGGACCAUAGAAUUACUGUUUAAAGUCCCAAUCUAAUUUUCAUGGCCUAACAUGAUGUGGUGAUGUUGGAAAGGAUGUUUGAUUCUAAAACUAAGAAGGCAUGCUGGAUCUAUAAAUCUGUCUUUCCUCAGUUUCAUUGGAAACAUCUUACAUAAUGAAAAAUGUUGCAGAUGAGUGUGUGUCAGUGAUUUUCUGAAGGUCAUGAAUUUGAGAAACCAAACGAUGGCCAAGCUUUAAACCUUAUGAAUUCAUGUGCAGUGGCAGUGCUUGAAGAGUUUCAGGAUAUAGUCUUUUCAUAUGGUGUUAGUGACGAGUACAGCUUUGUUUUGAAGAAGGAUUCUCAACUCUGUCAGAGGCAUGCCAGGUUGAGACUGGAGGCAAUCCAGGUGUCCUCUUCAAGACGCACCCUAACAUCAACAAAGAGCUGUUUUCCAAUGGAUUGUAUUUUUUUCAUAAAAGAACUUUUCGCAAGUUUUUAGUUGUAAUAACUCACAUAUGCCUCCAAUUUUGAGAUUCAAAUGGAAUGCUUGAUUAAACUACAA
Messenger RNA from Camellia sinensis, 1658 nucleotides. NCBI's taxonomy places the organism in Eukaryota, Viridiplantae, Streptophyta, Magnoliopsida, Ericales, Theaceae. The record is from RefSeq and is a predicted model, not a curated record.